AUGGUGCACACCAAGGUAGUUAUCAUUGGCUCCGGCCCCGCUGCACACACCGCCGCAAUCUAUCUCUCGCGUGCGGAGCUCAAGCCUGUCCUCUAUGAAGGCAUGCUCGCUAAUGGCACCGCUGCUGGUGGCCAGCUCACCACUACCACCGACAUUGAGAACUUCCCCGGCUUCCCUGAUGGUAUCGGUGGUGCGGAGCUCAUGGAGAAUAUGCGCAAGCAGUCCGUUCGGUUCGGAACUGAGGUGAUCACUGAGACUAUCUCGAGAGUGGAUUUCUCACAAAGGCCGUUCAAGCUGUGGACAGAGUGGAACGACGGUCCCGACAACGAGCCCGCUCACACUGCCGAUGCCGUCAUCAUCGCCACAGGUGCCAAUGCCCGCCGUCUCGAUUUGCCCGGUGAGCAGAAAUAUUGGCAAAACGGAAUCAGUGCCUGUGCCGUCUGUGAUGGUGCCGUGCCGAUCUUCCGCAACAAGCCCCUCUAUGUGAUCGGUGGUGGUGAUUCGGCUGCCGAAGAGGCCAUGUUCCUGGCGAAGUAUGGCAGCAGUGUCACUGUUCUAGUCCGUCGUGACAAGCUCCGUGCCAGCAAGGCCAUGGCCAGCCGUCUCCUGGCCCACCCGAAGGUGACCGUCCGCUUCAACACCGUUGCUGUCGAGGUUCUGGGUGAGGAAAAGCCAAUGGGCUUGAUGACCAACCUGAGAGUCAAGGACACCGUCACCGGCAAGGAAGAGACUGUUGAGGCUAACGGUCUUUUCUACGCUGUUGGUCACGACCCCGCCAACGGCUUGGUCAAGGGCCAGAUUGACCUCGAUGAGGACGGAUACAUCAUCACCAAGCCUGGCACCAGCCUCACGAGCCUGGAGGGUGUGUUUGCUUGCGGUGACGUCCAGGACAAGCGCUACCGCCAGGCCAUCACCAGUGCCGGUUCCGGCUGCAUUGCUGCUCUCGAGGCAGAGAAGUUCAUCUCCGAGUCCGAGUCCCCUGAGGAAGCUCCCGUCAACGAGACCAAGCAAGACACCCAGGGUACCGGCGCGGAGUACAAGUCCAACCCUCUCCUCUAAACGUCUCUUCGUUCCGCCAUACCUCAUCCAUAGAAUCUUCUUCAUCACCUUUGCUUCAAACAUAGAUCUGCCUACACCGGCUGACUAUAAUGUUUCAUGUCCUACGGAUAUAUCCCAUUUCCCCCUAUCUUGAUGGUUGCUUAUAUUAGACUUCAGCGUUUUGGUCAUUUUGCUCGGUUCGUGAUGGGAAGUUCAAUACACUUUCUGGUUCCUUCGAUGAUACUCAUGGCGCGCAUGUUUCAUGGGUCGCUGACUGAUAAAUUUCAAUACACAUAGAGUAGAAUUAUAGAGUAAUUCUCGAGGAUCAUUCAUUUGACUCUGGUUUCUGUGCUAGUACGGCAAUUGAUCGUUAAAAG
Molecule: messenger RNA, 1415 nt
Organism: Aspergillus alliaceus
Lineage: Eukaryota; Fungi; Ascomycota; Eurotiomycetes; Eurotiales; Aspergillaceae
Gene: trr1
Product: thioredoxin-disulfide reductase TRR1
Exons: 3
Coding region: 1-1059 (352 amino acids)
Biological process (GO): removal of superoxide radicals
Cellular component (GO): cytoplasm
Molecular function (GO): thioredoxin-disulfide reductase (NADPH) activity
Source: RefSeq, a predicted model, not a curated record